This is a messenger RNA of Zophobas morio, 6815 nucleotides long. RefSeq names its product protein hobbit (gene hob). The transcript has 21 exons. The record is from RefSeq and is a predicted model, not a curated record. Bases 75 to 6656 code for a protein of 2193 amino acids. Lineage: Eukaryota; Metazoa; Arthropoda; Insecta; Coleoptera; Tenebrionidae.
GUGACGUUUUGUUGUAAAUAUUUCUGUCAUGUGGGUGUCAACGUAACGAUGAAAAGUAGUUUUUAGCGAAAAAUAUGGCAGGAUUUGUUAUUUUUGUUGCGGUUUUUGUCCUUCUAGUAUCUAUAACGUCAUGGGGUUUUAGGAAAAUCAUCUCCUGGUUGUUCCAGAGGAAGUACAAUAUUUCGUUAAAAAUAGGCAGUAUUAGGUUGCCGUAUUUGAAAUUAUGUGAUAUACAGAUCUCCAAGAAUGGCUUUAGCAUUCAAGUCGAUGAAAUUAGUAUUAAAAGCAGUUUCUUGAACUCAGAACUUACAAAACUAGUCACUUUAGUUGUCAAAGAUGUUCGUAUUAACAAAGACAUUGGGCAGAACCCUGAUUUCGUGUCAAAUUCGGAGUACAAUCCCACUCCACUUGAUUUCAGAGAUAAGAAAAUUCCUCAUUUUAUCAACACAUUUGCACAGUUUAUGGCGGUACACGUGUAUAAUGUGUCUGCGAUGUUGUUACGUUCUGAAACCCCUGGAUGUCUUACACAUGCCACUGCAGCUGAAUUGAGACUAGAUGGUAGCAUUUUAAAAAAUGCGAGCUUGUUAUUGGUUACUUUAAAUUUAAUAGAUGCGUCCGCUAAAGUUCUAAGGCAUGCUGAAAAUCAGUUAAAAGAGAGUUGUUUAGCUGAAUUUAGGUUUGGAGUUUCAAUGGAGGUGAUUUUAGUAGCACAAGGUCCUCUGUCUGUAGAGAAACUCCAUUUUAAAAUGUGUCAGACAAGUUCUAUUAUCAAUGAUAGUUUUUAUAGCAUUUCUUAUGGUAAUAAGAUUACUAGAAAAGUGGAAGAGGUUGAACAUGUUGAAGAUGAUUUAAUACAGAGGAUUUUGCCUCUAAUACCUAAGGUAUGCUUCCUACAAAUCGACGACACCUCCCUCAAAGGUGUGAAAGAAAACAGCCAGAUCGAGUACAACUCGUCCUUGAAAAAACUAGCCCUAACCUACAGGUGCUCAAAAUCCGAAAACUCCGGAGUUUUCCCCCACGUGUCCUUCAACUUCUCCAUGUGCGACCUGCGCUUACAAAACAGCAAAGAAAAACUCCUUUCCUUAAAAUCCCUCUCAGUCGACGCCAAGCUGAAAGGCGACAUCGUCAACAUCUACUUCCAAAUGAACACAUUCUUGAUAACGUACAACCACGACGUCAUCCACCGCUGGGUCUACAACAACUUCCUCAAAAACCGCCAACUACAUCACCUGAAAGAAAAAACUGACACAACGAAAACGGUUGCCACCAGUCCUGGCAACUCCCUAAUCGAGAACAUCGUCAAAAAGCUGGUGAUAAACAUCUGCGCGGAGUUUUCGCAAGUCUCCGCCACUAUUAAGCUCAGCGGCCACAACUCCUCCGUGGGUUUCAACCACGUCAAGCUCAUGCUGGAGCAAGCGCAGAAGCACAGAGGUCCUUCGUAUAAUUCGUAUUUUCUGAAUUUGCUGCUUCUGGACCGGCACUGGCAGACGGAGUGUCUGAUUGAGUCGUUCUGGUGGAGCUUCAAGGAGUGGAAUCAGGACGCUAAUGUUUCGAAGAAGAUGCAUAUUUGGGCCACUCCAGUUUAUUUUGUCAAGGUUUUGGUGAAGGUGUGUACGCACGAGAAUAGUCAGAUGGAGGUUGUGGCGUUUUUGGAUAUGGUGCAGCUGGAGUGGUCGCUGGAGUUGGCGGCGUGUGUGCUUUUGGCUAUCAAGUGUUUGAAGCAGUAUGGGUUGGACAGGGAGAAGAUUUCGGGGGAGAGGAGGGUGGAGAAGGGGGGGUUGGGGCCGCAGGUGUAUGUGAAUGUGGGGAUUAAUUAUUUUAACUGUUUCUUCCAGUCGCAGAAUACAGAAUACUUCGUCGUCCAACUAAACUCCGUCGACAUCACCAAAACCCUCGACUCCACCAACGUAAAAUUCGAAGAAUUCAAAAUCUUCACCGUUAACAACACCGGCGCCUACUACUGCUGCCUCCGCACCGAAGACAUCUCGAACUUCAAAACCUUCGUUCAACAAGCCCAGAUCGACUUCCGCCCCUCCGAAAACAGCAUAAGCCUAUCCGAAGAGAUCCGCAUCUACUGGUCCACCAACUUCCACCUCAAAACCCUCCUCCUCGUCCGCGACAUCCUCGACUUCGUCAACGACCUCCGCGAGGAGAUCAACCUGCCCCUGCGCCAAACCCCGCCCUCCAACGACACCGUCUACACCUGCUCCAUCAGCGGCAUCUUCGCCUUCUACAUCGAGAUCUCGCACAAGUACUCCGCGAAGAUCUCCAUCGACGGCUUAAACAUCUCCAAGACCCCGCACGAUCUCUCCGUGGAGAACACCGCCGCCGUGGUGGCCAUCGACGGCGCGGAUAUUUUCACCAUCAAAGGUCUAGCAGUGCACAGAAUCGUCGAUAGUCAAUUGAUCCGAGACGAGCGUCUGGAUAACGAGAAUUUCAAAGUCGCUUGGAAUAAGACGUGGGGGCUUUCGGUGGAUUUGUUCAAGGCCGUUUUUCCGUACAAGCACAAUUAUGCGGAUGCCGUGCAGAAUGAGCUCAUUUCCGUAUUUAAGUGGUUGAAGAUCGUGCAUAAUUAUAAGAAGGUUCCGUUUACGGGGGACAGUCCGCUUCCGAGCGAUUUGUUGAUUAAUGUUAAGGAGUUCUUGUUUGAGAUGAGCGACGACCCGUUCGAGGUGAAGCUGAGGGACAACUUUGAGCUUCUGGAGGACGAGUACAACGAGAGCACCAAGAGGCUGAAGAUGCUCAAGGAGAAGGUGGCGGAGUUGUGCAAAACGCAUCUGCAUUUACCAGCCGGGAAGGUGGAGGAGUUGUACAAUAAUUUGAAUAGGAAGAACGCGGAGAUUUACAUCCAGAGGUCGAAGCAGAUGCUGCGGAACGCCCCACCGAGGACGAGGUUGUUCGCCUGGAGCAUGACCAUGGUGGAAAUCAUGAUUUUGGCGGAUCCGUCCAUCCACGGCGCCGAGAACGUGAUCAAAGUGAUGAAGGAAAUCGACGCGGACACUCCAUGGCCCGAGGAGCACCUGGAGUUCACCACCUUGUGGUGUCGCGUGGUGUCCUUGAGGUGUAAGGAGUGGAAGUUUCAGCUGAGGGAUUUCCCGCAGCCUUUGCUGGAUAUCAGGCAGUGCUACAUUUGUGGGCAGCUGGUGGGGGCGGAGCAGGUGGCGCCAAGACGGGCCGUACGAAGCGUCGUGGUAAACUUGGGGGAGCCAUUCGAACCAUUCCCGGUGGAAAGGGGGAUGUUACCCUUGAAAUUCUACCACGAUUUCAACUGCGAGGUGGAAUCGUACAGCUACGCCUUUGGACCAUGCUGGGAGCCUGUGAUUGCCCAGUGCAACUUAAGUUUUGAAAAAAUCGUCGCCCCGUCCCGGGACCCAUCCCCCCCGCUGUCUUUCUGGGACAAAAUGCGCCUUUUGCUCCACGGUAGACUCACAAUGGUCGUUCAACAAUUGACCGUUUUGCUUCACGCGUCUUUGGACCCUUAUAACACCACGGAGGAAAUGGAGCUGACUUGGAGCCAGGUCGUGAUGGACUGGACCAAUGCCAAAUUCGUGUACAAAGGGGAUCUAAACAUUUUCGUACGAACCGCUUCCAAGUACGACGAUUGUCAACUACUCCAUUUACCGAACUUGAAACUUAUCCUGGGUAUCCAGUGGGUGUGUCUGGGCGACCCUAACGACCACCACAAUGUUAUACAGUGCGCCCCGGAUAAAAUCCCGGAGUACUCGAGCAACCAAGUCCACGAUUCUUUCCGCGCUUUCCGGUCCCAGAACGUCAACUUGAGUAUCGUCUUGGAGACGAAACCCGCGACAAAUCAGUCGAAUUUCGAUUACCCCAUGUUGCUACUCUACGGGAGUACUUUGCGCUGGAUCGAGAAUUUGAAGCUGAUUUUGUCGGGGGUGACGAGGCCCACGAAGAGAGGGAAGAUUUUUAAUAACGUGAGACCGCGGAAGAUCCAGCUUAGUCGACACUACAAGAAAGUGCACCUGUUGAUGGGGUUGCAUAAGUUCCAGGUGUGUUAUUGGAUGUCGUUUGCGAUGCAGAGGGGGUGCGAGCUCAUCGGGGGAAGGUUGUCAUCGAGCGCCGAACACAUGCUAUCCCUCGUUCCCAUCGACGACGGCCUCACCCACCGCCCCAAGGCCGAGUGGUCAAUCGUCUACAUGAACUCCGAGCUCAACGACUCCGAAAUCUGGCUCAAAAGCGCGCUCCAAGAAGACUCGGAAUUUGAAGCCAUGUCGUUGCGACAACCCGUCGAAAAGUGCUACUGUUUAUCAGUGGCCAAAGUGUCCUACGGGCGCGAAACAGUCGUUCCAAACCGAGAACACAACACCUGCGAGCGCAGCAAAGACACGCCCACCCACAGACUCGUGGUGUACGACCUGCGAGGUGCCUGGACCAAGAGCAACCGAAAUGUCGCCUUCGCCCUAUUCGACACCUUCAUGAAAAACAAGCAAAUGAAGAAAAAUUUGUCCACGGAAGCCUUGAAGGCGUUCCGGAAAGACAGCAACACCACUCCUUUGAAACGUAGGAACACUGACGUGCCGGGGACUCCCCCGAACUCGUCGAUUCAGACACUGCAAGCCGCCGCUUCCACUCAAGACGCACAUUCUCCAAGCACCAAGUUGCAAUCAGGGCUGGCUGCCAAUAUGUUGCAGCAGCUGAUCGCAGAAGCUGACAAUAAGGCGGUGGUCUACAGCGACGAUUUGUCUUCCGUGACCAGGCAGCAGCACCUGCAGGGGUUGCAGGCGUGCCAAGAGGACGACGUCCAGCACAGAAAUUGGCAAAUUGCCCUCGUGAACGCACAAGUUCUACUCAAAGGUUGUGAGACCCAAGGCUACGUGAUACUGAGUGCCGCCAAGGCGGAAAUUAUCCAACGAAUCCACCGUCCGGUCUGGAAAGAUAGGACUUUGGUGUCGAAGACGACGUGGACGGGCGCUUUGGACUGUAUGCAGUAUUAUGCGACGGUGAAUGCCGGCGAAAAUGACGACUCGGUUAAUGAGAAUAUCAUGUGGUUGUCGGUCGAUAAUAUUCAGGAGAAGGAAUCCACGGAGAUAUCUGAGCCAUCCGAGGUCCCGAAUAUGGUGGGAAGUGGGGUGUCGGUAGGGGCUGUGGUUAGCGAUACUGUGGGGCCUAGCAGUUCUAGUCAGCUCCAAAGGAUCGUAUCGAGAUGCAAAUGCGAGUUUUUCUACGUCGGAUACGGCGACAUCAGCGUCGACCCCGAGGCGGUGGCCGAGGUGCCGCCGCCCCCGCAGGAGGAAGUCGGGCCGUGGGACCGCCGACAGAACGCCGUCAACGCCUUCACCCUGAUGCACCACGACCUCGACGUGUGCACCAACUCCUUACAGUACGCCAUGCUCCUGGACAUCGUCAACAACUUGCUGCUCUACGUGGAGCCGCACCGCAAGGAAGCCCUGGAAAAGCUGGCGCGGAUGCGCUUCCAGCAGCUGUACAGCGUCGAGGAUCAGCGGCGGCCGAUCCAGAACCAGCAGACAUUGGUCAGGACUACGGUUAGUAAAUUGCGGAGAUUGGAGAAGGAGACGUAUCUGGUGAGCAAAGCUCUGGGGGAGAAUCAGUCGGAUAUGGAGUUGAUCCACGAGAUGAAUCGCUUGGAGAAGUUGGUGUACGAGUGUAAAAAUCAACUGAACGCUCAAAGCGAAGAGCUGGAUAUGAUGCUAUCCUGCUACAAAGAAACGCAGUUGCUCACGAACAGUCGAUUAUCGACUACCAGGAGCGAUAAACCAUUAACUAUAGUUAGAGCGAAUGAGAUUUGUUUUAAACAUGCCCAGUGGCGACUUACGGAAGCUGAUGGUCAGAUUGGGAUCGCCGAUUUAGUUUUGAGUAAUUUUCUGUACACCAAGAAUUCGAAGAGCGACGAUUCAGUUGAGCAUUUGUUGGAAUUGGGGUAUUUGAGGAUGACGAAUUUGUUGCCCAAUGAAAUUUAUAAGGAGAUUCUUUGUCCGAGUGAGAUUCAGCAUGGAAUGCCUAUAGAAUACAAGAAAGUCCUGCGUAUUUUCUGUCGCGAAAAGCAACCCGUGGGCGGCAUCUCCGUCAAGGAGCACUUCGAGAUCAACCUCGUCCCCCUCACCAUCGGCAUGACCAAGAAGUUCUACAGCACCAUGAUGAAGUUCUGCUUCCCUGAGCGCGAGAGCGAGAACAUCGACUACUCGGACCGCGUCAGCGAAGACGGCACUUCCGAGCCCAAGACCAAAAAGGUGAAGGCGCCAAAGCGCAACCGAGACUCGAACUUCUACGUCCUGAUCGACGACGUGGAAAAAAUGAAGGAACGAGCCGAGAAAAAUAAGCUGUUCGUCUACAUCAAAAUACCAGAAGUGCCCGUCAAAGUCAGUUACAAAGGGAACAAAGAGAAGAACCUCGAAGAUUUACGGGACGUGUCGCUCGUCAUUCCGACUUUGGAGUAUCACAAUAUGACGUGGACGUGGCUGGAUUUUCUGAUGGCGAUCCGAAACGACACGAAGAGGGUGAUUUUUUCGCAGGCGAUCAAGCAGAAGCUGCAAAUUAAGAGGAACACGGGGUCGCUGGACGAGAGCUCGUCGCCGCAGGAGGAGGAUAAGGCGAGGAUGCUGUUUGGGGUGCGACAUGCACCGGAGAAUAAGAGCAUCAGGAAGGGCGUUGGGGGGGUGUUCAAGUUUGGGAAAUGACGAAAGCUUAACAAAUUUUAACUUUGUUGUGGAGAUUUUUCUAAUCGGGUAUUUAAGCCAGUGAGUGUUUACGCUUUAACGAUCUAUUUUAUACGUAAGUAAUUUAUUGAUUAUAUUUAUAUAAAUGUGCUUGACAAAUACAUUUAUUUGUUGUAUAAA